Peronospora matthiolae is the source of this 564-nucleotide messenger RNA. NCBI's taxonomy places the organism in Eukaryota, Oomycota, Peronosporomycetes, Peronosporales, Peronosporaceae. The record is from the annotation of a GenBank genome assembly.
AUGGGACCGAUAAAGACGGUCUCAAAGGGUGGUGCACGAUCCGUAUUGACAUUCGUGGAAGACUACUCAAGAUUAGUGGCAGCGUACUUCAUGAAGCACAAGAGCGAGGUGGCCGCAAGGCUUAGCGAGUUUAAGGAUUUCUUUGAGAAUCAAUGGGGCAAGCACUUGAAGUGUAUACGGUCGGAAAACGGGACGGAGUUUGUCAACAAGAAGAUUUUCCAUAUAUGCGCCCGUAACGGUAUCAUGCACCAGCGGAUAGUACCAUAUAGUCCGCAACAGAACGGCGUUGCGGAACGCAUGAAUCGCACUAUCAUGGAGAAAGCAAGGAGCAUGUUGUACUACAAGGGUAUCGACAUGCAGUGGUGGGCAGAGGCGGUCAGUACGGCUGUGUACUUGAUCAACAGAUCCACAAACUCUGAAAAUUCGGACGUAACACCGUUCGAGGUUAGUUUCAAAAUGAAGCCGAGUAUUGAGCAUUUGCGUGUGUUUGGAUCGCAAGGGUAUGCUCACAUCGAAGAGCUGCUCAGUCGAGGCGGAUAUGGAGAGGUGUACAUUGGGAGGUAA